GACACUCUAUAUCUCGGUAAUACGACAAUACUGAUAAUAGUUCGCCGGAUGUCGCCAACGACAUUUGUUUGCAGUGUGCGGCCGUCUCUCGCACGAGUAAUGUCGUUGGGUGUAGUUUUUUUUUGAGAUUAGUUUCCUUUGUCUUCUGUGCGUGAAAUUUUUUACGAAAAUGGGCCAGCAUGUCUCGAGGACAGACUUCGAGUGGGUUUACACGGAGGAGCCACACGCCACACGAAGAAAAAUAAUUCUAGAAAAAUAUCCACAAAUUAAGAAAUUGUUUGGAUAUGAUUCAAAUUUCAAAUGGAUAGUCACUUUUAUGGUAUUAGUACAAUUUCUAUCCUUCUUUAUAGUAAAAGAUUUGAGUUACCCAAAACUAUUAAUAUUAGCAUAUUGCUUUGGUGGUGUGAUAAAUCACUCUCUUAUGCUUGCUGUACAUGAGAUAGCUCAUAAUCUUGCCUUUGGACAUGCCAGACCCAUGGCUAACAGACUAUUUGGUUUUUUUGCAAAUUUGCCAAUAGGAAUACCAAUGUCUAUUAGUUUCAAAAAAUAUCAUCUUGAGCACCAUCGUUAUCAAGGAGAUGAAAAACUAGAUACAGAUUUGCCAACAUUAUUAGAGGCAAAGUUAUUUUGCACGACUUUUGGGAAAUUUUGUUGGUUGUUCCUGCAACCAUUCUUCUAUUCUCUGCGUCCUCUCAUAACGUAUCCAAAAAAACCAACUCCAUUAGAAUACAUUAAUCUUGUGAUACAAUUGAUAUUUGAUGGCUGCGUGUGGUAUUAUUUUGGUGGCAAAGUGUUAUUUUACCUGCUCAUUGGCUCAGUUCUUGCAAUGGGGCUACAUCCUGUGGCAGGACACUUUAUAUCGGAACACUACAUGUAUAGGAAGGGUUUCGAGACAUACAGUUAUUAUGGUCCUCUAAAUUUUAUCACCUUCAAUGUUGGAUAUCAUAAUGAGCACCAUGACUUCCCUGCAGUGCCUGGUUCUAGAUUACCAGAGGUGAGACGUAUAGCUGCAGAAUUUUACGAAAACUUGCCACAGCAUAACUCAUGGGCGUCAGUUUUAUAUGACUUUGUGAUGGAUCCUGAAAUUGGACCGUAUGCGAGAAUGAAAAGGAAACAUCGAGGACUAGAUCAAUAGAUAUUAAUAUUUUUUUAUAGACUUACAGUCGGGUGCAUUUAUGGUGUAUGUCUCUUUAUGCUUUCAUUCGAAAGCGCAGUUUGUGAUACGUGAGUUUUUUCUUAAAACGAUUAAACUGCACAAUUCAUUAUAUGAACUAAAAAGAUAUGCCUUCACAGU
Odontomachus brunneus is the source of this 1294-nucleotide messenger RNA. It is a transcript of the gene ifc, whose product is annotated as sphingolipid delta(4)-desaturase DES1. The transcript is spliced from 6 exons. The coding region runs from base 170 to 1135 and encodes 321 amino acids. NCBI's taxonomy places the organism in Eukaryota, Metazoa, Arthropoda, Insecta, Hymenoptera, Formicidae. The record is from RefSeq and is a predicted model, not a curated record. Gene Ontology annotation, molecular function: sphingolipid delta-4 desaturase activity. Gene Ontology annotation, biological process: ceramide biosynthetic process. Gene Ontology annotation, cellular component: membrane.